Onthophagus taurus is the source of this 1591-nucleotide messenger RNA. RefSeq names its product monocarboxylate transporter 14-like. NCBI's taxonomy places the organism in Eukaryota, Metazoa, Arthropoda, Insecta, Coleoptera, Scarabaeidae. The record is from RefSeq and is a predicted model, not a curated record. Gene Ontology annotation, molecular function: monocarboxylic acid transmembrane transporter activity. Gene Ontology annotation, biological process: transmembrane transport; monocarboxylic acid transport.
ACAUUUGUAUUAAUUAAAAGUUAUGGUUUCUUCAAAAACAAAAAUAGUUCCUGAUGGGGGAUAUGGUUGGAUGAUUAUGAUUGCUUAUGGAUUACAUCAGUUUCUAUCAGUCUCAUUAAUGCAAGCUUUUGGAUUAAUAUACAAAGAUACCUUUAAAGAAUUAGGAUUUUCAGCAACCGAUACUGCUUUAAUAAUCAACACUAACGCAGCUUUCGCGAUGUUAUGCGGAAUCAUCAAUGGACCAUUACUAAAACACUUAGGAUAUCGAAAAGUUUCAAUUUGUGGAGCUUUUUUAACCACAUUCGGAGUUCUUUUAACAUCUUGGGCGAGCAAUUUCACCCAUUUCAUAAUUACUUACGGUCUAAUUGCAUCUUUAGGAAUGGGAAUGGGAAGAUCAUCUUACCCUGUAGCACUUAACACAUAUUUUUUCAAAAAAAGAAGCAAAGCAGCUGGGUACACACUAACCAUUGCUGGGUUUGGAUCUGUACUUAUGCCACAACUCAUAAGCUUCUUAGUGUAUAUGUAUGGAGUUCGCGGAGCUGUAUUAGUUUUAGGAGCUAUUACUGGAAACACUUUUAUCAGUGCUAUUUUAUUACAACCCGUUAAGUGGCAUAUGAAAGAAAUUGAAGAAGUGGACGAUAAUAAUUAUAUAGAUGAAAAGAAAGACUUUAAUGGGUUAUCCAGUAGAAGAAACUCUGUAAAUGUUGAAAUUGAUACAUUUUUUGGAAUAGACACUCCAUUAGGAAGUUUAAUGUCGUUAGUUGAAAAAGAAAAACUACAUUUAUCCCCAAAUGAUUUAAGACAAAAACAUUCACUUUCAAAAUCAAAACAAUCGCUUGCAAACUUGAAAAUACAAAACAUAGACGAAUUAAAUGAAGAAGAAGAACCCCUACGGUUAAUUUCAAACGGCGAUAAAGUUUAUAAUCCAGAACAGACGAUUGAAAAAAAGAAAAAAUCAUCGCUUUUAAAACGUAUAGGAAAAAAUAUCGUGGACACUUUUGAUUUGGAAUUGCUAAAAGAUCCGAUUUAUGUUAAUAUAAUGCUGGGAAUGUCUCUUGCGGUGUUCGCCGAUUUAAGUUUUUCUUUACUCAUCCCAUUUAUUAUGGAGGAUUAUUAUUUUACAACGCAACAAACUGCCACUUUUAUGUCGUUUUUAUCAUCUGCGGAUAUUUGUUUCCGAUUUUUGGCGCCUUAUAUCAGCGAUUUUUUGAAUAAACCGCCGAGAUUUAUGUGUAUGGUCUCAAUGUUUUUAUUGAUUAUUAGUCGAUUUUCUUUAUUAUGGACAAACGAUUAUUACCCACUUCUUUGUGUUGCAAUUGGUUUAGGAGUUGUAAAAGGCUUUAAAAUUGUUUAUUGGUCAUUAGUUAUGCCUAAUUACGUUCCAAUAGAACGUUUAGGAGCCGCUCUUGGGAUUCAAAUGACUGUAAAUGGGAUUUGUAUUUGGAUUGGGGGCCCUGUUAUAGGAGUUAUUCGCGAUUUAACUGGAAGCUAUCGAAAAUGCAUUUUUGUAAUUAACUUAGUUACAUUUAUUACGAUUAUUUUGUGGAGUAUUGAAAUUGUUUAUAUUAAAUAUAAGUCUAGAAAAAAUUAA